Messenger RNA from Caenorhabditis remanei, 1458 nucleotides. RefSeq lists its product as uncharacterized. NCBI's taxonomy places the organism in Eukaryota, Metazoa, Nematoda, Chromadorea, Rhabditida, Rhabditidae. Gene Ontology annotation, molecular function: cyclin-dependent protein serine/threonine kinase regulator activity. Gene Ontology annotation, biological process: regulation of transcription by RNA polymerase II. The record is from RefSeq and is a predicted model, not a curated record. Bases 1 to 1458 code for a protein of 485 amino acids. Gene Ontology annotation, cellular component: nucleus. The transcript is spliced from 8 exons.
AUGGCGAGUAUACAAGAGAUGAGAAAACUGGCGGAGGCCAAGCUUCAGACAAUGAUUCGCCCGAUUGUUAGACCAAAAGAACAGAAUGGUAAUGGUGAGACGAAGAAGGAAGAGGAAGAAAAGUUCGAAUCAACUUACAAGCAAAUGGAAAACCCUGAAAUUACUCCAAGCUCUUUCGGAAAGCGACCCAUUUACUCCAAGGUAGAUAUCAAUUGCGAUAAAUGGUUAAUGACGUUAGAUGAGGAGUCACGGUUGAAGAUCGAUAAUCCGCCAUCGCUAGUGGAUGGUCUUUCCAAAGAGUUAGAAGCGGAGAUUCGAUAUUUGGGCUGUGAACUGAUCCAACAAGGUGCCAUUUUACUGAAACUUCCUCAAACAGCUGCUGCCACAGGGCAAAUUUUGUUUCAGCGCUAUUUCUAUCAGAAGAGUUUUGUUAGGUACCAUUUCGAGCAUGCUGUCCAAGCUUGUCUUCUUCUCGCUUCAAAGAUUGAAGAGGAACCACGGCGACCACGUGAGGUUUACAAUGUAUUUCAUCGCCUCGAACGGUUGCAUCGAUUGCAACAAAGUGGACAAGAAAUCAACAAAGAGACAACACGUGGUAUGAAGCCUCCGGUAAUCGAUACGAACUAUAUCAACACCAAGCAACAUAUGAUCAAUUCGGAAAGAAGAAUACUCGCCACGCUUGGAUUCGUAGUCCAUGUCAAACAUCCUCAUAGAUUGAUUGUUGCUUACGGUCACACUCUUGGAAUAACGCAAUCUCGACCUGACAUUCUACAACGGUCAUGGAAUUAUAUGAAUGAUGGACUUCGUACAGAUAUUUUCAUGCGUUAUAGUCCCGAAACAAUUGCGUGUGCUUGCAUCUUCUUAGCCGCCAGGACCGUCGAAGAUCCAAUUGCUCUUCCUUCAACUCCGUUUCAUUGGUUCGAAGCGUUUGACACUUCUGAUCGAGAUGUGGAAGCCAUUGCUCUUCAACUCGUUGGUCUGUAUGCAAGAAAACGAUUUCCGAACUGGCCACGAAUCAAAGCAGAGCUGGACUCUCUGAGAAAUGCGAAGAAUGCAGAAAAGGCAGCUGUGAAAGCGAAAGAAAUAGCUGAGAAGUUGGAAAAGAUGGCUCCAGAUGACGAUAAAAUUGAAGUGUUAAAUGAAAAUAUCAACAAAAAAGAAUCGCCAGAUAGGAAGUCAGGAGAAAGAGAUCGAAGAGUUGGUGGAGAUCGCGACAAGAAAGAGAAGGACAGAAGAAGAAAAAGGUCCUAUGAACGAGACGGUAAAGCUGAUCGUCGAGACCGUGACAGGGAUCGUGGUGAACGUGGAGAUCGUGGCGACAGACGGAAAGAUGAUAAACGAGACAGACGGAAGAGAACAAGAUCGCGCAGUCGAGAUCGCAAGGAAAAAAAUAGGAACCGAGAUGUUGGAAGGAAGUACCGAAAGGAAAGCAGUUCCCCACCAAGAAUCCGACGAUAA